AUGUCCUUAGGCGAUUCUCCACAUGGAAGUGAUGGAAAUCGCUGGAAAAGAUCCACUAAGAGCUCCAAUAUCUCUUGCUCUAGAAAUAGAGAUGCAGAUGAACCUGUUUUGAGGUCAAAACCUCUUGAAGAGGGAGGGAAUGAUGAGGACAUUGACCCAACUAAGGUCAUAGAGAACAUACUGGUGGUCAAGGACUCACCCAUGACGCGUUCCAAGACCAGGAGACUUCGAGAACGAUUCAAUGAAGCUGUUGAGACCCUCCUCAACACCAUGUUCCUUGGAGAUUUUCUCAAUACCCCGCCGCCUGACAACAGCUGCUUGAGGAACGACGUUAACCCCUUGAGCAACACCAUUGCCCUGGAACUAGCCUUAAUGGAGGACUUUGCAAGCAUGAGCCUAGAGGAGGAUCACACUCAUUCAAGGCACUGUAAGUCUAUUUACUUGGCAGGUAAUGGAGUUCAGAACAAGUCGGAGCUUGAGGACAUGAUCAAGACCCAAAAUGUAGCAGACAAGGAGCUUAAGGAACAUGAAGACGUUUUGGGAGCUACUGAAGAAGAAACACUUGAAGAUCUUCACCAAGUCAACUCUCAAGGCACUGAAGAGGAAGACUUCAUCAUUGGACCAGCAAGGAGUGGACCCGGACCAGACAAGCUCUACUCAACACCACCUCAGCUCAACUCGCGCCAAAAGCAGAGAUCCUUCCAUCAUCUAUGUGGUGCCAUCGAUCCACCUUCGACAUCCCCUUUUCGUUCAUACAAGAGAGAGCGUGAUAGCCAGCUUGUUGAGCACCGCAAGCAUUGUCUUAUCAAGUCUUGUGGAAUCAAGCAUUGUCUUACCAUCCUCAUCCACAGAUCUAAAGGAGACAGUGUUAAAGCCAGCCUUCAGAUCCCAUCAGUCCAUCACGUUCCAUCAGAUCUAAGCCUCACCACCGAGUCUUACAUCAGAGAGUAUGGUGAGGACAUCAAGUCAUCAUCAGCUGAGGAGCACAGAAUCCAGAGCCCAGAGGAGGAGAGCAUGAACCUGAGGAGAGCUAAGGAGACAAGCAAGCUAUGUCUAGCUCAACUAGAGGCCGACAUCAAACAUCCAAGCUGA
Messenger RNA from Microthlaspi erraticum, 1092 nucleotides. NCBI's taxonomy places the organism in Eukaryota, Viridiplantae, Streptophyta, Magnoliopsida, Brassicales, Brassicaceae. The record is from the annotation of a GenBank genome assembly.